Messenger RNA from Anguilla anguilla (European eel), 3488 nucleotides. RefSeq names its product nuclear factor 7, brain-like. Gene Ontology annotation, biological process: protein ubiquitination. Gene Ontology annotation, molecular function: protein binding; zinc ion binding; ubiquitin-protein transferase activity. The record is from RefSeq and is a predicted model, not a curated record. NCBI's taxonomy places the organism in Eukaryota, Metazoa, Chordata, Actinopteri, Anguilliformes, Anguillidae. Bases 89 to 3142 code for a protein of 1017 amino acids. The transcript is spliced from 13 exons.
ACAAAACUCAAGGCCAUGUGGGUUGAGUUAUAUUCUGAGUUCAGCAAAAGUGAAAGUGAAAACAUCCGUGAGAGACUGAGUCUGUAAAAUGGAGGCUAAAGCUUUGAUUCCUGAGGACGAGCUCUGUUGCUCUGUAUGUUGCGAUAUUUUUAAAGAACCUGUUGUCCUGAAAUGUUGCCACAGUUUCUGUAGAGAGUGUGUGCACCAGUACUGGAAAGAGAAGAGCCCUCGGGAGUGUCCCAUCUGCAGGACCAAGGCCUCUAUGGAGGAUCCUCCUGUAAACUUGGCUUUAAGAAGCAUUGUGGAGUCCUACUUAAAGCAGAAGACUGAGAGUGAAGCAGAUAAAAGUGAAGCUGCUGUGAAGAGUGAAGCUUGCUGCAGUCUUCAUGGACAGAAACUACUGUUGUUCUGUGAGGAGGAUCAGGAGCCUCUCUGUCUCGUGUGUCACACUUCCAAAAAACACGGAAACCACCAGGUUCGUCCAGUGGAAGAGGCAGUACUGGAUCUGAAGGAAGAACUGAAGCCUGCUCUUAAUCUUAUUAAAGAAAAGCUGAAGAGGUUUACUGAGGUUGAACAAGAAUGUGAGAAAACAACAGAACACAUCACGAGUCAGGCCCAGCACACAGAGAGGCAGAUAAAGGCGGAGUUUGAGAAGCUCCACCAUUUCCUGCGAGAGGAAGAGGAGGCCAGACUAGCUGUACUGAGAGUAGAAGAGGAGCAGAAGAGUCAGAUCAUGAAGGAGAAGUUAGAAAACAUCAGAAGACACAUCUCCACCCUUACAGACAAAAUGACAGCUAUAGAGAAGGCCAUGGACACUGAAGACACCACCUUUUUAAAGAGCUACAAGAACAUCAAGGAAAGAGCCCAAUGCACACUGCAGGAUCCAGAGCUGCUCUCAGGGGCACUGAUAGAUGUGGCCAAACACCUGGGCAACCUGAUGUUCAAAGUUUGGAAGAAGAUGCUGGAGAUGGUGCAGUAUACUCCUGUGGUGCUGGACCCCAACACUGCACCUCCCCGGCUCUCUCUCUCUGAUGAUUUGACCACUGUGAGAGACGCAGGUACAGCGCAGAAAUGUCUUGACAACCCAGAGAGGUUUAGCUACUGUGUGUGUGUGCUGGGAUCUGAGGGGUUUACCUCAGGGAAACACAGCUGGGAGGUGAAGGUUGGGAAUAAAUAUGAGUGGGAUAUAGGAGUGGCGAAAGAGUCCAUCAGUAGGAAGGGAGAUAUAACAUGCAGCCCAGGGAGGGGAUUUUGGGUCUUAGUGCUGAGGAAUGGUGAUGAGUACUGUGCAGCUGGAGCUGCCCUCACACUGAAGAGGAAACCCCAGAGCAUCAGAGUGCAGCUGGAUUAUGACAGGGGGGAGGUGUCCUUCUUCGACUCCAGUGACAUGUCACUCAUUUACACUUUUACAGACACAUUUACUGAGAGAGUGUUCCCGUACUUCUCUCCCUCUUUGAAAGAGGAUGGGAGAAACGAUGAACCCCUGGAAAUAUGCCCAGUGAAAGUUUCCAUAACAGUGUCAUCCCAGUCUUUGGACCCCUUAAACACAGGAUCCCCGAGACACAGCUGGGACCUUUCUCACCUGGACACAGCCAAACCAGACCUGGCUCAGCUCCCCCCCCUCCACACCCCAGCACCACAUCUGCAGUUCCAGCAGCCAGACCAGAAGGCCCCACUGGCAAUGAACUUCUGUAAAAUGGAGGCUAAAGCUUUGAUUCCUGAGGACGAGCUCUGUUGUUCUGUAUGUUGUGAUAUUUUUAAAGAGCCUGUUGUCUUGAAAUGCUGCCACAGCUUUUGUAGAAAGUGUGUGAAGCAGUACUGGAAAGAGAAGAGCUCUCGAGAGUGUCCCAUCUGCAGGACCAAGGCCUCUAUGGAGGAUCCUCCUGUAAACCUGGCAUUAAGAAGCAUUGUGGAGUCCUACUUAAAGCAUAAGACUGAGAGUGAAGCAGAGAAAUGUGAAGCUGUUCUGAAGAGUGAAGCUUGCUGCAGUCUUCAUGGAGAGAAACUACUGUUGUUCUGUGAGGAGGAUCAGGAGCCUCUCUGUCUUGUGUGUCAGACUUCUAAAAAACACAGAAACCACCAGGUUUGUCCAGUGGAAGAGGCAGUACUGGAUCUGAAGGAGGAACUCAAGCCUGCGCUUAAUCUUAUUGAAGAAAAACUGAAGAGGUUUACUAAGGUUGAACAAGAAUGUAAGAAAACAGCAGGACAUAUCAGGAAUCAGGCCCAGCACACAGAGAGGCAGAUAAAGGCAGAGUUUGAGAAGCUCCACCAGUUCUUGCGAGAGGAAGAGGAGGCCAGACUGGUUGCAUUGAAAGAGGAAGAGAAGAAGAAGAGUCGGAUAAUGAAUGAGAAGAUAAAAAACAUCACAGGACACAUCUCCACUCUUACUGAGAAAAUCACAGCUAUAGAGAAGGCCAUGGGCACUGAAGAUACCUCAUUUUUAAAGAACUACAAGGACAUAAAGAUGAGAGCCCAGUGCACACUGCAGGAUCCAGAGCUGCUCUCAGGGGCACUGAUAGAUGUGGCCAAACACCUGGGCAACCUGAAGUUCAGAGUCUGGGAGAAGAUGCUGGGGACAGUGCAGUACACUCCUGUGACUCUGGACCCUAACAUUGCAUCCCCCAGGCUCUCUCUGUCUGAUGAUCUGACCAGUGUGAGAGACACUGGAGUUGACCAGCAGCUCCCAGACAACCCUGAAAGGUUUGACUCCUGCGUUGAUGUUUUGGGCUCUGAGGGAUUUAACUCAGGAAAACACAGCUGGGAGGUGGAAGUAGGAAACCAACCUGCUUGGGAGAUAGGAGUGCGAAAUGAGUCUGCCAACAGGAAGAGGAAAAUAGCUGCUCGCCGAGUGAAAGGAUUUUGGAUUUUAAGCCUGAGAAAUGGUGAUGACUAUGAGGCUUAUGCCACAUCAGUUGAGAAGACAACCUUAGGACUCAACAGGAAACCCCAGAGGAUCCGAGUGCAGUUGGACUAUGACAGAGGGGAGCUGUCAUUCUUUGACCCCAGUGACAUGUUAUUAAUAUUCGCAUUUAAAAACAAGUUUACUGAGCAAAUCUUCCCAUAUUUCUGCUUACACCCUUAUGGUGAGCCUGGAGCCAUGCGAAUCUGCCCUGUGAAGGCUUCUGUAACACUGAUGCCAUGAUGGACAUAGAAAAGGCAUCCAUGGCACAGCAUUUAGAGUAAACUGUGUUUAUAUAACUCUAAUAUCCUUUAUAUAAUAAUAAUAAUAAUAGUAAUAAUAAUAAUAAUAAUAAUAAUAAUAAUAAUAGUUCUUGUUAUUGUUGUUGUAGUAUAGGAAAAUAAUUAUUAGAAAAGGUGUUUAUUAUCACCUCUAAAUUAUUUCAAUUCAAGUCAAAUCUAUUUUAUUUGUAUAGCACUUUUUACAGGAAACUGUCACAAACACGCUUUACAGAGUGGCAGUAAAGCAACAAUAGAGCAACAGGUAAAUCAAUGCAAGAACUGAGCAACAACCAAAAAACAAAACAGGC